Molecule: messenger RNA, 1823 nt
Organism: Moneuplotes crassus
Lineage: Eukaryota; Ciliophora; Spirotrichea; Euplotida; Euplotidae
Source: the annotation of a GenBank genome assembly
AUGGCAAUUGCGAAUAAAUUUAUGUACUCCCCAAAAAGAGAUACAUUAAAUUCAUCUCAAAGGAUUCAUCCGAGAUCUAUAUUAAAGACACCAAAUAGCAAAGCAGAGUAUAAAAUUUGUAUUGAAUUCUAUUUAGGCAGCAUUUCAAGAGCUUUGGUUCUCCUAUUAAUCAGAAAACUGAAGAAGGCUUUUCCUCAACAAGGUAUGGUACAGAAGCUUCAAGAAGACACAACUCAGAGUUCAAAGAAAGCUACCAGAACCUUAUAACUAAGAAUCUUCAAAAAUAGCUCGAGUAUAAAUUUUACAAAAUGUAAAUUACAAAAUUCAUCAUCUCUAACCAGAGGAGAUCAAAGAAGUAAUAAUCAGAUUGAUCCUCCUUGAAUUGAAGCAAGGCUAAAUAAUCUACGCUCUCAAUCUCUUCAGUGAUAUGAGCAGAGAAAAGGUAUAAAAAGCCCGUAUCAAGAUGGAGCUAAGAAUUUAAGAUAUUCCUCUCAAAAUCAAGUCUCAAAUAUUGUUUUCUAUGACCAGACUACUAAUCUGAGCUUGAAGAAAAGUGAAAUGUAUACGACGACCAACCAGAGAGAAUAUUCAUCCCCUAAAAAGAAAUGAAAAGUUAUGAAAAGCCAUACUUUAAACCCUAGAGAAGAUAUUGGUUAUUUUAAUCCAUCUUCUAUUAUGAUUAACAAGCAUAACAAGCACUCAACAAUAAAGCCUACUAAACAAAAGAUAUCAAUAAAGAAAACAAUUGAUCCAUCGGUCUGUAGCGAAAAGCCACCAGUGAUUCCAAGAGAGAGCAAUAUUUGAGAUAAAUCAUUAGGGAAACCCCCAAUUCAUAACUGAAGAAAUAAAAAUAAAACAGGCAAUAAAUGAACUAAAAGACAAAAACCCUCAAGUCCAAUCCAAAAAUAUACUGGAAGGGCUGAUACUAUCUCAAGAGGUAGUUGCCUGACUUCUGGCAGUAAUCACGAUACUGGAUCAGUCUGAAGCUACAGAUCAUACAAAAGUAAUCACCUAUCUUCAGUUUCCAGAGAAAGAGGGAAGAACAAGCAAUUAUCAGACAGAAAUUAUGAGGUUUGUAAACAAAGUAACUACUCCAAAAGUGAUGUAAUGAGUGUUGGAUCAUUGUCUCGGAAGAAAGAAAACUUUAACAAAACUGUCAAGUUUGAAUAUGUUGGGGGUAAAAAUAAGAAGAGAAAGCACCAUUUGCUAAAUAGAGUUAGAGGAUGAAAAUAAAGAAUCAAAACUCACUAAAAAUCAAAAGAAAACAAUCCAGAAACCUGAUCAUUUUGUCGAUCUAUUCACUGGAGACCAAGCCAAAACAGUCCAUGAGAAAAGAUCUAAGGUGAAUGAAUGCUUGAAGGAAAAGAUUAUGAACAGCAUGAUGUCAAGUAACAUUUAUCAUAUUAAUUCUAAAUAAGGAAUUCCUUCAAAGGCAUUAUCUGAGUAAAUCUAUAUAAUUACAAUAGAGAGCAAUCAAAUUAAUACAAACGGGGUUUCUCUUCCUAUGAAGCAUAAUACUCCUAACAAAUAAUGAGAUUAAGAGAAAAAUGAAUAAAGCUCUCACUCAGCAGAUGGAGUAUAAAAGGCUUCAAAAAGAUAAUGAAAUCAUGCAGAAAUAUCAUCAAGAAAUUGAGCAUAAUAACAAUCAUCAAGCAGAAAUAGACCAAGAAAAGAUGAUAAUAAUACAAAAGAAAACUCAACAAAGAGAGGAGCUUCGCAAAGAAAUGGAAAGAGUUCUUGAAAUGAAGAGAAUUCAAAAAUUGCAAGCCCAUGAACAAGAGUACCAGAACUGCUUAUAAUCUUCAAUAUUUUGUUAAAAAUAA